Molecule: messenger RNA, 1978 nt
Organism: Camellia sinensis
Lineage: Eukaryota; Viridiplantae; Streptophyta; Magnoliopsida; Ericales; Theaceae
Product: Metallo-hydrolase/oxidoreductase superfamily protein
Cellular component (GO): plastid
Source: RefSeq, a predicted model, not a curated record
AGUACUUAUUCGGCCGGUCUAAUUGCGGGCACCAUCGUUUGGUACAACUACCUCCACAAUGCGCCACCUAUGAUAACCCUAACAACACUCUCUCGGAUCGUCUUCUUCAACCUCUUAAACCGCCUCAUCAAUUUCAUUCUUCAAUUUCCAUGGCGACUCACAAGCUCGCUUUGAUCAUCAAAAACCCUUCCAACGACUCCCAAUUCCUUCUCCUAAAGCAAUCUCCUCCUCCCAAAUUCGACCACGAUGAAUACGAUUCCUUCAUCGAUUCCGAUCUCUGGGACUUGCCUUCCACGAAACUUAGUCCACUCGAAGGAGAGUCGAACCCGAGAAUUGUUGUUGAAGGCGAAGAAUCGUGUUCAGAGAGGCUUGAAUUGUGUAAAUUUGAUCUCAAUUUGGCCCUCAACCAGGUUUUGGAACAAGUGGGUUUUGGGACACCUAGUGGGGUUCAGUGGAAGCUCUGCAAGUGUGUGGAAGAACCUGAAUUUGGACCGGGAUUGCCUGUUCAGACUGUGUAUGUUGUUGGAAUAUUGGGACCUGAAAAUGGAGAUUUACAAGGGCUAUGUAAAUGGAUGUCUCUCCAAAGUUGCCUAAGUUGUCUUCUUGAAGUGAAACCAAGUAGUGAUCGUGUAGGACCUUUGGUUGUUAUUGGUCUUGUAAAUGACUCACUUCAACCUGCCAAGUGGAAAAUCCCUCCCACCUUGAAUUUCCAGGAGUACCCUCUUGGUGUUAAACUUGUACCUAUGGGAAGCAGAACAGCAAAGCCCUUCCAUACUACAAACUUGGUUGUAUUUUCACCAGAGAGUGUUUCUGAUGGCUUGACAGAUAGCAGUUUUGUUUCUCAUGGAGAUGCAUUGAUAGUAGAUCCAGGAUGCCGGCUUGAAUGCCACAAAGAGCUCGAGGAAAUAAUUGCUGCUUUGCCAAGAAAGUUAGUAGUCUUUGUUACCCAUCACCAUCAUGAUCACGUCGAUGGUCUAUCAGUCGUUCAGAAGAGCAAUCCUGAUGCUAUACUUUUGGCUCAUGAGAACACCAUGGGUCGCAUUCGAAAAGAUCAUUGGUCUCUUGGCCAUACCCCAGUUUCAGGAGGAGAAGAGAUUUGCAUUGGUGGUCAGCGAUUGAGAGUCAUUUAUGCUCCGGGGCAUACAGAUGGCCACAUGGCGUUACUUCAUGUCAAUACUCACUCGUUGAUUGUAGGUGAUCAUUGUGUGGGUCAAGGAAGUGCGGUUUUGGAUAUUACUUCUGGUGCAAAUAUGCAUGAAUACUUCCAAACAACUUACCAAUUUAUGGAGAUUUCUCCACAUGUGUUAAUCCCCAUGCAUGGGAGACUUAACCUGUGGCCAAAGCACAUGCUUUGCGCAUAUCUCAAAAAUCGCAGAAGUAGAGAAUCAACCAUCUUGAAGUCCAUUGAAAAUGGAGCAAAAACAUUGUUCGACAUUGUUUCUUAUACAUAUGCUGAUGUUGAUCGUAGUCUCUGGGUUCCUGCCAAUCCAUCAAAUGUGAGGCUUCAUGUGGAUCAUCUAGCCAAACAAGACAAGUUGCCAAAGGACUUUUCUUUUCGCAAGUUCCAGACUACAUGUGGACUGCGUUUCUUAUCUCAAUGGAUUUGGGCAUGCCUUAAUCCAAAGCUGAGGACACCGACAAUGCUUGGUGCCGUGGCAGUGGUUGGCUUUGCUGUGGUGUAUGCAAUUAAAUUCAAACUCCAUUCUAAAUAAGAGAGAGAGAUCAGCAAGGAAGUCCUGGAUGAUGAUGUAGAUGUGGAUGUAAUAUAGUUAUAGGCUUAACUACCAAAUUAAAAUUCUCCAUCUUUCCUUUCUUUUGGAGAGGAGAAAUAAUCUGAAAUAGUUUGGCAAAACAUGGGCUUGAAAAUGGCCCUUAUCAUGUUGUUAUAGUGGCUCACUUCUUGUUAUAAUGUACCACUCGUAAUACAAAAUGGGAAGCAAAUACUCUAUUGAAAACGUUUCUUAUGUUGUUGUGUGCA